Messenger RNA from Mycena indigotica, 1980 nucleotides. RefSeq lists its product as uncharacterized. Lineage: Eukaryota; Fungi; Basidiomycota; Agaricomycetes; Agaricales; Mycenaceae. The record is from RefSeq and is a predicted model, not a curated record. Bases 1 to 1980 code for a protein of 659 amino acids. The transcript has 3 exons.
AUGUAUUACACCUCGCCGGGCCAUACUGUCUUGCCAGCAGCACCAUCUCGCUGCCCACACUGUCGGAGUUACCUUCCUUGGAAGACGAGAGAGUCGGGAGUUGCUGAGGCAGUGUGUUCAAACCCAGAGCAUGAAUUGUACACUGUCAAUCUCGACUUUUCGUCACCAACACCAACACUUCAUUCAGCUUCCAUGCCGCCUGGUACACGAAAUUCUCGAACACCACCUACUACCAGCACUUCUGGCUGUAUUGCGCAUGACUGUAAAGCUGGACCAACAAAGCUUCACCGUGCAUGUGGCAAAUCUCUCUGCCGCAAACACUGCAACGAAGAUGGGCCUUGUAACUACCCUGGACACGAGACUCACCGGCUUAAGAAGAUUGGUGUGAUACGGCGGCCAAUGCAAAGCAAUCAAAUCUCCCUCCCACCUCCAUCCACGGCAACAUGGACAGGUGGCCCACCUUACACCCAACGACCUCCAUCAUCCCUUGAUCGUCUACCCUACAUCCAGCCUAGAGCUUCUCGAGCUCUUCCUGUCAAUGUUAUCGACAAGGACUCAUUCGAGUCUAGUCAGCAGAGUCUCGCAGCACUCGAAGCGUAUCAGCGUGCGCAAGAGGGGGAACUUCAGGCAUUCGAUAAAGCCUUGCCAUACGAUCUUACCCUUCCGGAGCCGGAGCUGUCGCUUGAAAGUGAUUACGCACUUGCUAUGCGAGUUCAACAGGCCCUUAAUGAGGAGUCGAAUCGACAAGACGAUAUAUGGGAUGCUGGGCCAUCACAGCUGAUGACGACACCAGCUUCCUCUCGACGUUCUCUCCCACCAAUACUCCCUGACUCCCCCGAACUUUCUCCCCCACCAACCCUAUCCUCUCUUCAAUCUAAGCCAAGAGCAACUGGUGCUCGUAGCCGCAUCACGCAACAAAUGACAGAUUCAUGGAUGGACCCUCCAACCCCGACAAAUGCUUUCGAAAAUGUGCCACCAGCAAGUUUCUUGGAUGUUCAGCCAAGUUUUUUGAAUACGCAUCCGCGGAAAAAACGACUCGCCCAAGAUCUUAGCCUUGUCCAGCGGUUCCGUUUAUUGUUUCUCAACGGCAGUGACCCUCAAAUGGUUUAUAUCAAUACUGUCAAUAAGCCCACGAUUGCAUGGCCACGAUAUCGACUCUCCGAUGACCCGAUGACUAUGGAGAAGAUUGGAGUCGAUGGCAAAGCCCAGCUACAGCUUUAUAACGAACCCUUCUGGUUAGACAUCGACCUCGACCACACACACAUUGUCAAGACCGACAUAGUUCUUAUUCUGCGUAUUCGGAACACUGUUGGCGAAAAGGAUGAUGAAGUAAUCCAGAUGGCGCUCCAUCCAACUACCGGCCCUCAUAUACGCAACAACCUACCUGCCGAACGCAAGGCAGUGCGUGUCAAAUUACGGGAGAUGGGUAUUAAGGCAGACGACUCAGAUGUCGAGGUGACCGGGCAUAGGUUUCUAAAGGGGAAGCGAAAGCGGGUUCCAUCAGUCGAGGUCAUCACACCGCAAAAAUUAUCCAAGCCACGUCUGCAAAUUAACACUACUAUCCCACCAUUAUCCGACACUUUCACGUUCGACUCUCCACCUCCCUCAGCCCUGUCCCUGCAGUCGCAUACAUUCCAUUCAGCCACAUCUAUCGACUCCUCUUGUCCUUCAUCACCAAACUGUGACGAUGUUUCUUGUCCUUCAUCACCAAUUAUUGGCGACUCCCAUCGCAAACAACUAUCGUGGCCGCGUGGACUCACUGUCAAAGAAAUGGAGGAUGGGUUUGCUGCAAUGACCCAAUUGAAGAGCCGUUACCCAGGACUCAAGCGGGAGCAAUGCUUUGAACGAGUCUUCAAAGGCCGCUAUGUACAUGCAACCUUUGACAAGCAGAAGGCAAUUUGGCUUAGGGCAUCGUCACUGCUUCGAAAAGAGGGUCGAGACAGUGGGGCACUCUGGACAGCUUGGCGAAAGAAGGUUUAG